Messenger RNA from Perca fluviatilis (European perch), 2471 nucleotides. RefSeq names its product procollagen galactosyltransferase 2. The transcript has 12 exons. Gene Ontology annotation, molecular function: procollagen galactosyltransferase activity. The record is from RefSeq and is a predicted model, not a curated record. Bases 41 to 1903 code for a protein of 620 amino acids. NCBI's taxonomy places the organism in Eukaryota, Metazoa, Chordata, Actinopteri, Perciformes, Percidae.
GUCUGAGGCUACGGAGACAUCAAGGUGCCCUGUUGGAAAUAUGCCUCCUGGAUUUGUGGGAUUCAAAUUAUAUUUUGUGAUUUUAGCAGGAAAGCUCUUCCUGUACACCAGCACAGAGGAGCUGCCAGCUGAUCAUCUCCUCCAACCAGCCCUGCAGGAGUCCUCUGUGCUGAAGCCCACAGUGCUGAUCACCAUCCUCGCACGCAACUCACAACACAGCCUCCCUUACUUCUUAGGAUGCAUAGACCGAUUGGACUAUCCAAAGGACCGCAUUGCCAUCUGGGCUGCCUCUGACCACAGUGUGGACAACAGCACAGCCAUGCUUCAGCAGUGGCUCAGAGGAGUUCAACACCUGUACCACUCGGUGGAGUGGAGGCCUAUGGAGCAACCCGGCUCCUAUGCAGAUGAGCAGUCUCCCAAACACUGGCCCGACUCUCGGUUCACCCAUGUGAUGAAGUUAAAGCAGGCAGCACUCAGAACUGCCAGACGACUGUGGACUGACUACAUUCUGUUUGUGGACAGUGACAACUUGCUGACAAACCGCCAGGUGCUAUCUGACAUGAUAGCAGAGAAUCUGACAAUUGUGGCACCCAUGUUGGAAUCAAAAGGCCUUUAUUCCAACUUCUGGUGUGGCGUGACUCCUCAGGGCUACUACAGGCGAACCCCAGAGUAUAUUCCCAUCCGUAAAUGGAAGCAGCAGGGCUGCUUUGCAGCCCCCAUGGUGCACUCCACCUACCUGCUGGACCUGAGGCGCAGAGCUAGCCAAGCAUUGGCCUUCCACCCUCCUCACCCCCAAUACCCCUACCACUUGGAUGACAUCAUGGCCUUCGCUUUCUCUUCACGGCAAGCAGGGAUUCAGAUGUAUGUUUGCAACAAGGACCAUUAUGGAUAUUUACCAGUGCCCCUUAGACAAGACCAGACACUGGAAGAAGAAGAGGAGAGUUUUACCCACACACUGACAGAGGCACUCAUUGCCCACACCAUGGAGCCUUCACAGUAUAUGCACAUUGUGCCUAAAGAACCAGGAAAGAUGGGAUUUGAUGAGAUCUUUCUGAUCAAUCUGAAGCGCCGCUCAGAUCGGCGGGACAGGAUGUUGAGUUCUUUGGCUGUCCUUGGCAUUAACACUACACUGACAGAAGCCGUGGACGGCAAAGCCUUGAACUCCUCUCAGCUGCAGGCCAUGGGUAUAGACAUGCUGCCCGGGUACAGAGACCCAUAUUCAGAGCGCGUGCUGACUAGAGGGGAGAUUGGCUGCUUCCUCAGCCACCACAAGAUCUGGAAACAGGUGGUGCAGCAGGAACUGCAGCAGGUGCUUGUGAUGGAGGAUGAUGUGAGAUUUGAGCCCCGCUUUUGCAGCAGGCUGGUGACUAUCAUGGAGAAUGUACAAAGAGUGGGACUUGAAUGGGACCUCAUUUAUGUAGGCCGUAAGCGGCUGCAGGUGAAGGAGCCAGAGAAGUGGGUGAAGGGAGUCAGUAACCUUGUACACCCAGGCUACUCCUACUGGACCUUGGGUUAUGUCCUGUCACUGAAUGGGGCCCAGAAGCUCCUGCAGGCCAAACCCCUUAACAAAAUGCUGCCUGUUGAUGAGUUCCUACCUAUCAUGUUCAACAAGCACCCCAAAGACGAGUACAUGCAGUAUUACAAGCAGAGGGACCUGAGAGCGUUUUCAGUGGAGCCUCUACUGCUCUUCCCUACACACUACACUGGCGAGCCUGGCUACUUCAGCGACACAGAGACCUCCACCAUCUGGGACGACGAGGCCGUGGAAACGGACUGGGACCGAGACGGAGCCAAACACACGCGGGACCGGGAAACUGAGGAAGUAGGGUUGCGGCCUGUGGCUCCUCACUCAGCUCGCGGUGGCGUGCCUCGUCUCUCUGCCGGAAACAGAGAUGAACUCUGAGGGGGACUUAUGUCAUGUUACACACCAUGGCCAGUUUAACAUCCCCAGGGUGGCCCUGGGGCACACAUUAGCAACUGGGCCCCUAUUAAGCUUGAAUCCCCCCUCCCUCCCCUCCCCUCUCUGUGCAAUGUGUACAGUUUUUCCUAAGAUGGAACAGAUCUUCUGCGUUGAUUUGAUUACUUGUGCAUAAAACUGAAAUAAUUAAGGUAUAAAAACUACAUUUGAGCACAAAGACCCUCUCCAAGACUCACUUUAAAGCCCUAAUCAUCUCAGUUGAUAUUAGGCUUUGGUGGAUUUUUAAACACAUUUUCAAUUAAAUUAGCACAAAACUAUUAAGCCACAGUAGGUUUAGAGCUUUUGGGGCCCCUAGAGCUGUCAAGUCCCAGAGCAGUUGCCUUGGUGGUAAUCCACCCUUCCACACACCAGGACCACCUGUCGAGACCAAGACUGGCAAAUAACAGUGUAUGUGUCUCUGCAAAACUAAAAUGUCUUCAGGAAUAAUAGAUUCCAUGUAAUUAUGUUACCACAACACCAAUCUGACUUAAAGUAAUAAAAGCCCAUAAAUACA